AUAUCAUCCAAGGCUAUGACCAAAACGGGUGAGAUUUUAGAAAAGAAAAUGGUUACCGAACCGACAAAGGCUCCCCAUUAACGCUGUAUAGUACUGAGUUCUGACGCUCACUCUCAUCGUUUCCUCUCUCAGCCAGCAAACAAAGCAACCCAAAAAACACUGCAUAUCCAAUUCUCAAAACCCUAAUUUCACCCCCCAAAUUCCAAUCCAAUGGCUAAAGAGUUCAAGGUUCCGCCGGUGGCCUUCCCACAAGCCGGAAACCCCACCGCCGGAGGUCCAAACAUCCAGCAGCGACGCAUGGCUGCGCCGCCCUUCCAGCCAAACUCCGGCAUCCCCUUCAUGUCCUUUGACAUAGGCUCCGCCGCUGCGUCCACCUCAUCUGGCCCAAUCUACUCUGGACCGGGCACCGUGGGCGGCUCCGCCAACUUCGACGACGAGGAACCACUCCUCGAGGAGCUCGGGAUCCACCCUGAACAAAUCUGGAGCAAGAUCCGAUCCGUUCUGAACCCGUUCCGCGUGAACCACACCAUCCACAAGGAUUCCGAUCUAUCCGGACCGAUCCUUCUCUACAUGUCGUUUUGCCUCUUCCAGUUACUUGCCGGAAAAAUCCAAUUCGGCGUGAUUCUUGGCUGGAUCGUGGUCUCUUCGAUCUUCUUGUACGUGGUUUUUAACAUGCUUGCCGGUCGAGCCGGUAACUUGGACCUUCACACGUGCACCAGCGUGGUUGGUUACUGCAUGUUGCCGGUGGUGAUCUACUCGGCCAUGUCGCUAUUCCUGCCUCAGGGAGGGAUCGUGGCGAUUGUUGCCGCUUCGGUUUUCGUGCUGUGGGCGACCAGGGCUUCGACGGGUCUCAUCGUUUUGCUUGCGGAUGGCGGCGACGAGCACCGUGGCUUGAUAGCGUAUGCGUGUUUCUUGAUCUACACUCUGUUUUCGUUGCUUGUUGUGUUCUAGGGGUGGAUGUGGAUUUGUUUGGGCGCGGAGGAUUUUUCUUGUUUUUCAGAUUUAGAGAACGGUUCUUUUUUUUGGGGUUAGCAUUGCAUAUUCACGCUAUGGUAUAGUCAUAAUUUGAUGUAGAAAAGUGGAGAUUAUUGCCCUUAUAUUGAAAAAGAUUUUGUUUAAAAUGUUAUCUCUAGGUUACUUGUGUUUGUGUGUGUUGCAGAAGUAUAUAUGGUCGUUUCUUUUUUCCAUCCUAAGAAUUUUUGUUUAAUAGUUGUUCAGUAAAUAUAACUCAUUUGGCAUAGUGAGUUAUGUUUUUUAUAUGUCUGCAUUCUGGAACUGUGUGGAAUGCUUGAUUGAUCCUAAAA
Arachis ipaensis is the source of this 1304-nucleotide messenger RNA. RefSeq lists its product as uncharacterized. The record is from RefSeq and is a predicted model, not a curated record. Lineage: Eukaryota; Viridiplantae; Streptophyta; Magnoliopsida; Fabales; Fabaceae. Gene Ontology annotation, cellular component: trans-Golgi network; membrane. Gene Ontology annotation, biological process: endoplasmic reticulum to Golgi vesicle-mediated transport; vesicle fusion with Golgi apparatus.